Ustilaginoidea virens is the source of this 2742-nucleotide messenger RNA. RefSeq lists its product as uncharacterized. The record is from RefSeq and is a predicted model, not a curated record. Gene Ontology annotation, molecular function: structural constituent of nuclear pore; protein binding. Lineage: Eukaryota; Fungi; Ascomycota; Sordariomycetes; Hypocreales; Clavicipitaceae. Gene Ontology annotation, cellular component: nuclear pore. The coding region runs from base 1 to 2742 and encodes 913 amino acids. Gene Ontology annotation, biological process: mRNA export from nucleus; protein import into nucleus; ribosomal large subunit export from nucleus. The transcript is spliced from 2 exons.
AUGCCCAAAAUCAAGUCCUACUCUGCACCGUGGCUGUCUGACAGCAGCGCCCCUGGGCGUCGACUUUUCGAGCCCGCAGCCGAUGCCAUCAACUCUCGAGCUCUAGCGCCGGUAUCCAGAUUUCACUCGGCACCCGGGCCGCGGAGAACUGUUGCACGACGCGGAACAGAAGUUUUCGUUGCCGUGGGCAAGGAGAUUCGGUGGGCCGACUUGGCAUACCUGAAGGAUGCGUGGUCAACGAGGCAUUCGAAGCCGAGGACGGGCUCUGCUGGAGUCCGCAUCAAAAGAGAGGAAUCGCUUCAGCCCCUGGAAACCGAGGGAGACGUUGCGGAAGCAGUCGGAAUUAGAAUAAUCAAAACCCCUGUAGCGGAUGACAUCCGACAGCUCGUCAUUUCACCAAGCGCCAACUACCUCGCCAUUCUCACGACGCAUACUGUGCACAUCUGCGCCCUCCCAGACUCGUCGCACUUGACGAGCCAUGACACGUCCCCCUUGCGGCCCAGAAUCUUCACACUGGGACCGACCACCCAUGUGACGUCUCGAUCGCCCGUCAUGUCGGCUCUAUGGCAUCCACUGGGCGUCAAUGGCUCCUGCCUGGUGACGGUCACGGCCGACGCAACCGUUCGACUGUGGGAGCUUUCAGCCCAGGACCGCUGGUCUUUUGAUUCUCCGACCACUUCUGUCGACCUCAAGAAGCUCGCCGACGGGACCACUGUCGACCAGGACUUUUCUGCCUCAGCGUCGGCAACCAACAAGACCUUCUCGCCAGAUUGCUUUGAAAUGGAGGUUGCCGGAGCCAGCUUCGCGACCAGUGGCUCGGGAGGCUGGGAUCCCAUGACUUUGUGGAUUGCCAUGCGCGAGGGCGACCUUUAUGCCCUCUGCCCGCUGCUCCCACAGCGUUGGGCGGCCCCUCCAAUCCUGAUCCCAUCUCUGUCGGUAUCCCUUGUCGCCACCGUCGCGCGCAUCAAGGACGACCCGGACGUUGACCAAGAGGAAAAGCUGCUGGUCAAGCAGCAGCUGCAGUGGAUGGGUGAGCUGGAUGCGCAGGAGCCUCAGGUCCUGGAGAGCUUGCCGGGAGAGCCCAUAUUUCACGUCUUCUCAAGACCGUCGCGGCCGGGAAUCGUGCCCAAACUGCAAGGACCGUUCUACCUCGAGUUUGACGCCGAAACGGGAGACGAUCUCGACACGACGAUAACCGACAUCCUUGUGAUUGGCAAAAAGACGGAAACCGACGAGCUCAUGAUGGGGGAAGACGACGAGCUGGAUCUGGAUGACGGUGACCGGGAGGGACUGUCCCUCCCCGUCAUCUGCCUGCUAUCCGCGAGUGGCCAGGUCAGGGUCUACCUCGACCUCGAGGGUGUGCAGGCACAGUGGCUGCCGCCAAAGAACAACAAGCCAAGGCCAGGCUGCCCUCGCCCAGCCUCGGCUUCGACCAGCACGCCUUCGCUUCUCGCCUUUCAAGCCAUCGACACCAUGAGCCCGGUGGAGGUCAACGACGACAGCUGGCCGGCGUUCAGCACCGAUGUCACGUCAAGAUACAGCUUUUUUGUCACGCACCACGCGGCCAUCACCUUUAUUUCCCUGGCAUCUUGGAUUUUCAGACUGGAGAGCGAGCUCGUCGGCGGCCACGAAGCCGGCACCGACUUCAGAAUCGGGCUCUUGGUCAACUCGCAAUCCUCUAGGGACAGGAUCUAUGCGCAGCCGGGCGCCGACGUAGCCGUGCCGCUUGCAGCAUGCGUCACGAUUAGAGAUCCCGACCUGGGCCAUUUCCUCCUCUCGUCCACGCCGUACGAGCCCGUUUCCCUGACCUUUGAAACCCCAGAGCUUGACCUCGACCCGAUCAAGCAAGACAGCGUCGUCACCCGGGAACCACGAGUGGCCAGCAUGGCGCCACUGGAUUUCUACGAGCCCCGGCCCGUCUAUCAGCCACCGCACGUGUUUGACCAAGGCUCGGCCCUGCCCACUUUGCUGGAGCGGCUCCGAACCUCGCGCCACAAGACGCUGGCGAAUCAGGAAGUUCGGCUGAGCCCUCUGACGCUGCAGAUCUUCACGGACGCGCACAAGGUGCUGAGCGACGAGACGUACAGGCUGGGCGUGGCUGCCGCCGAGCUGUUUAGGCGAUGCGAGAUGCUUCAGGCAGAACUGCGCCAGCAAGUCAUCAAGGCCAACGAAGUCAAGGGCAAGAUUGACGCCAUUAGCGGGGCGGACGGCGGCGGCGACGACGACGACGACGACGACGAAGAGGCCGAGGCCGAGGCCGAGAACGCAAUGUACAACCGUCGCAUUGCCGAGGCCAGACUUCGGCAGGGGCGCCUCAGCAAGCGGGUCGACGACCUGCGCAAGAUGGUGGGCAAGGCCACGACGAGAGGUCUCAGCAUCAAAGAGCGAGCCUUUGCGGACGAGGUCCGCGCGUUGGAGUCUAGCGUGCUCGGGCCGUCGUCCCCGACGGAGGCGGGUGGAGAGGAGGAGGACGGGGCCAGCACCGCCGCCGCCGAGCGUCAGCCCAAGCAGCUGUGGAGACGGUUGGAAGAGGUCAAGGAGCUGCAGAAGGAGCUGCUGGCCGACGCGCAAGGCUUGGACAACAGGUCGGAAGCCGUCGAGGCGCCAUCUCCAGCGGAGAUGAGGGUCCCUCAGGAUAUCCGGCGGUUAAAGCUGCAACAGGUCCAGGGUUUGCUCGCCAGGGAGAGCGCGCUGGUGGAAGCGGUGAGUUCGAGACUCGAGGCGCUGCAGCAAACGGUGUGA